UCGUGGGGUGUCAGACUGGAGGAGGCGCCACCGAAAAUCGGCCGUGGAAUGGGUUGUUCAGUUAGUUUUGUGAGGUUGAAGGGCACAUGUGAUUUUAGGAAGAUUACCUAUAAACUGGCAACAUUUUUUUAUAUUUAUUGGAAGACUAUUGCUGAGUACCUUUUGGACAAACCAAGAAGCUCCAUACCGACGUUGGAACAACCUCUUAUCCAUGCAAGUAGGAUGUUCAGCUCAAGUGAUCAGGCUAUAUGCAAUUGUUUCGUUCAGUGCAAACUGCAUGGGUAAUCGGACGAAUCGUAUUGCACUGUUUUGAUAUGAGUCGGAGGACGAUGAGACGGCAAGAGAACACAACGGCAGCAUAGGAGCAGUAGUUCCGCACGUGACCAGGACCAAGAGUUUUGGAUACUCAACCAUGAAGACCCCGAAAUCCAACGGCGAGAUGCCAGGCUCCCCCUCGCGCUCUCGGAAGUCUCGCUUCAGCCUCCGCGGCCGGAAGAAGAAGGAGAGCCUGAUCCAGGGAAAGCUGCGCAUCCGCUCCAUGCCAGGUGUCUUCUUGGUCCUGGGUGUCAUCGUGGUGGUGGUGGGCACUGCCCUGGCCGUGGCAGGGUACUGGCCCUACCGGACGCACCGCUCAGUCUUGCCUGAACCGACUGAUGGAGGAGGGGUUGUGGAGCCUCAGGCUUCUGGCUGGAGUCUGGGGGCCAAGGGCUUCCUUUCCACAGCCAGCCUCAUCCACAGUGAGAGGAUGAAGCUGCUGGGCCCUGUCAUCAUGGGCGUGGGCCUCUUCAUCCUCAUCUGCGCCAACACGGUGCUGUAUGAGAACCGCGACAGGGAGACCCAGAUGCUCCUGGCUCAGAUGCGCAACGUCAUCUGCUCCGUGUCAGCGGCAGUGCCCUCGGCCGACCUCUCGGAAAUUGCGGCAGCCAACUCCAUGGCGAGACACUACCAGUGGUUGAGCACUCUGCCCGCCGCCCACCUCAAUAUUCUGUGUCUACAACAGCUGGCCUGUUCUGAGCCCUUAUUGCAGACCAGGGACCUGGGGGAGGAGGACAUGCCAGGCAAAACCUACCGGCAGGCUACUCUGAGGACAGAGGCCUUGCACCACCAGGAGUCCGCCUCCACCCCCUCCCUCCACUCAUCCCACUCCAAUUCCUGCAACUCCAGCAAGACAGACUGCAACACACUGGCAGACACGGAGGUAGACCCCCAGCGCGCCACCCUCUUUAAGCUCAACAACUGCCUGGUGUCGGCCAGCUCCAUGUCCACCCUGGGUGUGGAUGACUGGGAUGUCCCCGCCACGCUGCCCAGACGCUCCCACAGUGUGAGCUACAGAACUAACCCUCGUGACCCACACACCACUGCAGUGUGUCUGGGGGACAAGCUGGCAGCACCCUGCGGACAGGGACAGUUAGGAAGGGCCAAGCCUGCCAGGAGAGAGUCCAACGCAGACGUGUGUGUGAACGUCUGUGGCCGGGAGGCAGAGCCCCCGGAGCUUGCGUCUGUUGAGGUGCAGAGGCAUCGGAGCUGGCCCCGGAUAGACCUGGGGUAUGCCAGGCGCUACCUGAAGCUGGAGAAUAAGGAGGACUCUGUCGACAAGCUGCUGGACCAACUAGAGCAGCAAUGCUCUCAGUGGGAUAAGAGCUUUGGCUCGGGGCCUUUCCAGUGAGGGAGAUCUUGGCAAGGAUCCAUCAGCUUGUUGAAGAAGAAUUCCCAUGGAUGCUAAUGCAUCAAUGAGAAGUGUAGGCUCUUCCUCUGGAUCAUACCACUGCACUUAUUUCCAUUGACUCCUGAAUUCCGAGAGUCCUGAUGCAACCUCAGUCCAGCCCAUGUAUCAUUCUGUGAUAAUACUGACAUACUGUCGGAAACUGUUUUCUUUUGGGAGGUGCAAUGUGAAGGAGCUUCCAGUGUUAAGAUAUCUAAAGAUACAACACUUGGUCAUUGCUUCUUAGGCUGUGGAGUUCAAAGAACAAAAGUUGGGUUCUGUGGAUGAAUUACAUGGAGUUGGCAGGCAAAUAUUAGUUUUUCUAAGAGGGUAAAAACUCCAUAUCACAUACUGUCAUAGUUGAGUGGAGCGAUUUGCCAGUCUGUUUGCUGGAUUGCAUUUGUGGUUGGCAAAAAUGUGAGGAAUCAAUUUUGUCCUUCCUUUGCCAAAGCGUUACUUGUUUUUAGGAUACAGCAAGCACAUCCUAUUUGAAUGAGAGAGAUAGAUUGUAGGCAGAGGAACUGUCUUCACUGUGUAAUCCAUUUAAAACCAAACCACUAGAAUAUGCAGAGCCUUAAAGGUGCUGAUAGCUUCUGACAAGUGCAGCUAGACUAAAGAAAGGUUGGGGCUUAGACAUGUAAGGUCUAGGAGACCACAUUAGUUGCAUGAUGAAGAUGCCGUAUGUCACAUUGUAAUAAUUAUGCAGAACAAUGGCUGUAUUCGUGGUGUAUUAGGGAGAGAGAGAAAUAGUCAAGGUUCCCUGUCAUGAAUAAUGUGUCGAUUUACAGUGUCCUUUCCCAGGUUAUUAACUAGAUUACCGGAGUGAUAACACCCAGGUUAUUAACUAGAUUACUGGGAGUGAUAACAGCAGAGGAGGCCUCUCCGUCCUCUCCUCUGUUGAUCACUUCUCUCUGAUUCCUAGAAUGAAUAUCAUAUGUCUAGGUGGGGUGUUCAGGAGAAAUAGAGCUUCAAGUAUUGGAGGGCACCAGCAGAGAGACAUCUCUGUUUGAUUUAGUGGGACGAUUCAGUGUAUUUGCAUGCAGUCGGGGAUGUUGGGGGGUAUCGUAAAGGGGAGAACAUGACUCUUUCCAGAGGACACUUCCCCCCUCCUCUUUCUUCUUUUCCUUCUCCCACCCUCCACUCACAGAUGUGAGGAGAGGGCCCCAACAUGUUUACAAUUCCACAGUCUCAAUUUGUCUCGCUCUCUUUGUCUGUACUGCCUGUUUUGUAUGCCGUGUGUGACAACUUGUGUUCUAACUGUAUAUCAAGCAAUAUCAGUGGUCUGACAGAACAAUCAAUGGCCACGUCUGGCCCUGUUGACCCACAGAAUUAAACGUAAUGCCAUGUCAUGCCUGUGUUUUAAAUAUAAGGCAGAGCUAAGAAAAACACAUUUGUGCUGUCAGUCAUUUAAUUAAUUCCAGUUGUCAAGAUCAUGAUCUCAGAAUUUUUUCUCAAUGCAGUAUAAUUAAAUCUUUGCUCAAUGCUGAUGACCCUGCUUCUCAGUAAACAGGCGUUUUUGCAUUUCACUCUGCCUCACAGCUAGACAGUGUCAACUUGGGAUUUGCACAAGGUUGCCUUCAACAUCUCCAGAAAUCUGUUCCUUCCACACUAUUACCUAUCACCGCUGAGCAACACAGAGGGUUGGAUUUGGGAGUAAAUGGAAGGAUAAGAAUGGAGCAAUCUUCAAAGCCUCAGCACUCAUCCAUCUUCCAUUCCUUCACGGAUCUCGUUUUUAUGCUAAAUUCUGUUGUGGGGUUGACAUCCUCUGACCUUGUGUUGAGGCACAGCCACUGUCGCUGAAUCCUGACAGAUCCUGGCACCUUUGUAGAGAUUUGUGCUGGUCACAGCCUCGGUUUGGAGCUGUCCUUAGGGGAGAGAGCGGAAAGAGAAAUUCCCUAGCUGUAAUUAUACUCGGCAACA
This is a messenger RNA of Hypomesus transpacificus, 3622 nucleotides long. It is a transcript of the gene tmem200b, whose product is annotated as transmembrane protein 200B. The transcript is spliced from 2 exons. The coding region runs from base 413 to 1666 and encodes 417 amino acids. Lineage: Eukaryota; Metazoa; Chordata; Actinopteri; Osmeriformes; Osmeridae. The record is from RefSeq and is a predicted model, not a curated record.